AUGAGAUCCCGAAACCAGGGUGGUGAAAGUUCAUCCAAUGGGCAUCUCUCCUGCCCCAAGUCCUCUAUCAUCAGCAAUGCUGAUGAUAAAAGUUUCUCAGAAGAUGCAAAAAAGAAGAAUAAAUCAAACAGAAAGGAGGAUGAUGUCAUGGCCUCAGGAACUGUCAAACGACACCUAAAACCAUCUGGAGAAAGCGAGCGAAAGAAUAAGAAAUCCUUGGAGUUAUCCAAAGAAGACCUUAUACAGCUACUCAGUAUAAUGGAAGGAGAGUUGCAGGCCAGGGAAGAUGUGAUCCAUAUGCUGAAGACGGAGAAAACCAAGCCUGAGGUUCUGGAGGCUCAUUACGGGUCUGCAGAACCAGAGAAAGUGCUCCGAGUCCUGCACCGAGACGCCAUCCUAGCCCAGGAGAAAUCUAUAGGAGAAGAUGUCUAUGAGAAACCAAUUUCAGAGCUGGACAGACUUGAGGAAAAACAGAAAGAAACCUACCGGCGCAUGCUAGAGCAGCUGCUGCUGGCAGAGAAGUGUCACAGGCGCACCGUGUACGAGUUAGAGAGCGAGAAGCACAAACACACUGACUACAUGAACAAGAGCGACGACUUCACCAACCUGCUGGAGCAGGAGCGGGAGAGGUUGAAAAAGCUCCUUGAACAAGAAAAGGCUUACCAGGCCCGAAAAGAAAAGGAAAAUGCUAAGCGACUCAAUAAACUAAGAGAUGAGCUUGUGAAACUCAAGUCCUUUGCACUCAUGCUGGUGGAUGAAAGGCAAAUGCAUAUUGAACAACUUGGCCUGCAAAGCCAGAAAGUACAGGAUCUUACUCAGAAACUGAGGGAAGAAGAAGAAAAGCUCAAAGCCCUUACUUCCAAAUCCAAAGAAGACAGGCAGAAACUGCUCAAGUUGGAAGUGGAUUUUGAACACAAGGCUUCGAGGUUUUCUCAAGAGCAUGAAGAGAUGAAUGCUAAAUUGGCUAAUCAAGAGUCUCACAACAGGCAACUUAGACUCAAGCUGGUUGGCUUGACUCAGAGAAUUGAGGAACUGGAAGAGACCAACAAAAACCUUCAAAAGGCAGAGGAAGAACUUCAGGAAUUAAGAGAUAAAAUUGCCAAAGGGGAAUGUGGCAACUCCAGCCUUAUGGCUGAAGUGGAAAAUCUCCGGAAGCGCGUGUUAGAAAUGGAGGGUAAAGAUGAGGAGAUCACUAAAACUGAAUCCCAGUGCAGGGAAUUGCGGAAGAAGCUGCAAGAGGAAGAACACCACAGUCGGGAACUCAAACUUGAAGUCGAGAAGUUGCAGAAGAGAAUGUCUGAACUGGAGAAAUUGGAGGAAGCAUUUAGCAAGAGUAAAUCUGAGUGUACCCAGCUACAUCUAAACCUGGAGAAAGAAAAGAACUUAACCAAAGACCUGCUAAAUGAGCUGGAGGUGGUCAAGAGUCGAGUUAAAGAACUGGAAUGUUCUGAAAGUCGAUUGGAAAAGGCUGAAUUAAGUCUAAAAGAUGACCUUACAAAGUUGAAGUCAUUUACUGUGAUGCUGGUUGAUGAAAGGAAAAAUAUGAUGGAAAAAAUAAAGCAAGAAGAGAGAAAAGUGGAUGGACUCAAUAAAAAUUUUAAGGUGGAACAAGGAAAGGUUAUGGAUGUAACUGAAAAACUAAUUGAAGAAAGUAAGAAGCUUUUAAAACUGAAAUCUGAAAUGGAGGAAAAGGUGUACAACUUGACAAAAGAAAGAGAUGAGUUAAUAGGUAAACUGAAAAGCGAAGAAGAAAAAUCCUCUGAAUUGAGCUGCAGUGUUGACUUAUUAAAGAAGAGACUUGAUGGAAUAGAGGAAGUGGAAAGGGAAAUAACAAGAGGAAGGUCUCGAAAAGGAUCUGAGCUCACCUGCCCAGAAGAUAACAAGAUUAAGGAACUAACACUUGAAAUUGAGAGACUGAAGAAACGCCUCCAACAAUUGGAGGUGGUUGAGGGGGAUCUGAUGAAGACGGAGGAUGAGUAUGAUCAGUUAGAGCAGAAAUUUAGAACUGAGCAGGACAAGGCUAAUUUCCUCUCUCAACAAUUGGAGGAGAUAAAGCACCAAAUUGCCAAAAAUAAAGCAAUCGAGAAAGGUGAGGCUGUGAGUCAGGAAGCAGAGCUGAGACACAGAUUUCGGUUAGAAGAAGCUAAAAGUCGAGACUUAAAAGCCGAAGUACAAGCUCUUAAAGAGAAGAUCCAUGAAUUAAUGAACAAAGAAGAUCAACUUUCUCAACUUCAAGUGGAUUAUUCUGUCCUUCAACAAAGAUUUAUGGAAGAAGAAAAUAAGAACAAAAACAUGGGGCAGGAGGUCCUCAAUCUGACCAAAGAGUUGGAGCUUUCAAAGCGUUAUAGCCGAGCUCUUCGACCCAGUAUGAAUGGGAGAAGAAUGGUGGAUAUUCCUGUGACGUCAACUGGAGUGCAGACUGACGCGGUGAGCAGUGAGGCGGCAGAGGAGGAAACACCAGCAGUAUUUAUACGGAAAUCCUUUCAAGAAGAAAAUCACAUCAUGAGCAAUCUUCGACAGGUAGGAUUGAAAAAACCUAUGGAACGAUCCUCUGUUCUAGAUAGGUAUCCUCCAGCAGCAAAUGAGCUCACUAUGAGAAAGUCUUGGAUUCCAUGGAUGAGAAAAAGGGAAAAUGGGCCCCCAAUCACUCAGGAAAAAGGGCCUCGAACAAAUCCCAGUCCAGGGCACCCAGGAGAACUGGUCCUUUCACCAAAGCAAGGCCAGCCUCUGCAUAUUCGAGUGACACCAGACCAUGAGAAUAGUACUGCAACUUUGGAAAUAACAAGCCCAACAUCUGAAGAAUUUUUUUCUAGUACCACUGUCAUUCCUACCUUAGGGAAUCAGAAACCAAGGAUAACCAUUAUUCCAUCACCAAAUGUCAUGUCUCAAAAACCAAAAAGUGGAGAUGCUACUCUUGGCACAGAACGAGCCAUGUCCCCGGUCACGAUUACUACAUUUUCUAGAGAGAAGACCCCAGAAAGUGGAAGAGGUAUGUUUGCAGACAGGCCCACAUCCCCCAUUCAGAUAAUGACAGUGUCUACAUCAGCAGCACCAGCUGAGAUUGGAGUCUCUCCUGAAUCCCAGGAAAUGCCCAUGGGAAGGACUGUCCUCAAAGUCACCCCAGAAAAACAGACUGUUCCAACUCCACUACGGAAAUAUAACUCCAAUGCCAAUAUCAUAACCACGGAAGACAAUAAAAUUCACAUUCAUUUAGGUUCUCAGUUUAAACGAUCCCCUGGGACUUCAGCUGAAGGAGCAAGUCCAGUUAUUACUGUCCGACCUGUCAACGUGACAGCUGAAAAGGAGGUUUCCACAGGCACCGUCCUUCGCUCCCCUAGGAACCAUCUCUCAUCGAGACCUGGUGCGAGCAAAGUGACGAGCACUAUCACCAUAACACCGGUCACAACCUCAUCUACUCGAGGAACCCAGUCAGUGUCAGGACAAGACGGGUCAUCCCAGCGACCUACACCCACCCGCAUUCCUAUGUCAAAAGGUAUGAAAGCAGGAAAGCCAGUAGUGGCAGCCCCAGGAGCAGGAAAUCUGACCAAAUUCGAGCCUCGAGCUGAGACUCAGUCUAUGAAAAUAGAGCUGAAGAAAUCGGCAGCCGGCAGCGCUACCUCUCUUGGAGGGGGGAAGGGCUGA
Puma concolor (puma) is the source of this 3642-nucleotide messenger RNA. It is a transcript of the gene FILIP1, whose product is annotated as filamin A interacting protein 1. Lineage: Eukaryota; Metazoa; Chordata; Mammalia; Carnivora; Felidae. The record is from RefSeq and is a predicted model, not a curated record. Gene Ontology annotation, cellular component: actin cytoskeleton.